Messenger RNA from Amborella trichopoda, 2289 nucleotides. Its product is annotated as putative serine/threonine-protein kinase At1g01540. The record is from RefSeq and is a predicted model, not a curated record. Gene Ontology annotation, molecular function: ATP binding; protein kinase activity. NCBI's taxonomy places the organism in Eukaryota, Viridiplantae, Streptophyta, Magnoliopsida, Amborellales, Amborellaceae. Gene Ontology annotation, biological process: protein phosphorylation.
UUCUCGCACUUUCUGUCCCAGCGCUCUUCUCUCUUAUUUAUUAUUAAUAUUAAUCAAAUCUGCUUCUCGCUCUGCAACUCUCCACUGCCACUUGCCAGAGACCACUAUCUCGUUCUCGCUGCAAUGCCCGGGAAAUCGAAACUCCGGCCUACGGCCGUUUCGCCUCCACAUCAUUGAGCAAAAAUUUUGAGAGAGAGAGAGAUUUUGUAGAGAGAGAAAGGCGAUGUCUUUCUACGACGCGCCAUUCCUCAACAACCAGCUCUCCAAACCCACCUCCAUCUUUGGCCUCCGCUUAUGGGUAGUCAUCGGAAUCUCAGUUGGGGCGGCCAUUGUCAUUGUUCUCUUCCUCCUCUCUCUCUGCAUAGCUUUUCGUCGGAAAUCGGCGGCCACCACUCGCCGGAAAACCCCUUUCUCUCACAACCUCCAUAACCAAUUCUCGACCACGCCUGUAGUAUCUAGAGAGAUUCAGGAAAUCAACAACAAUAACCCAUCGUCUGACCUCGAGAAAUCGGUAAUCCAUGUCUCUGAACAUGCUUCCCCUGCUGUUUUCUCAGAACCCAGAAAGGAUAUACAAAUUGAUAUCGGUAAAGACCAUCGAAUUAUUUUUUCGGAUAGGCAGGUGAGUUGUGAGAGUCGUUCUACUGUUGAUUCGGCUCCUCCUGCUGUUCCUGAGGUCUCCCAUUUGGGGUGGGGUCAUUGGUACACUCUCAGAGAGCUUGAAAUUGCCACGAAUGGCCUCUCUGAUGAGAAUGUGAUUGGUGAGGGGGGCUAUGGUAUAGUUUAUCGCGGGGUACUUCUCGAUAAUACCAUCGUUGCCAUCAAGAACUUGCUGAAUAACAGGGGUCAAGCUGAGAGAGAAUUUAAAGUGGAGGUUGAAGCAAUUGGGCGUGUUAGACACAAGAACUUGGUCAGAUUGCUUGGAUACUGUGUUGAGGGAGCUUACAGGAUGCUUGUUUAUGAGUAUGUAGACAACGGUAAUCUGGAUCAAUGGCUUCAUGGGGAUGUAGGCCAACACAGCCUCCUAACAUGGGACAUCAGGAUGAACAUCAUCCUUGGAACUGCAAAGGGUUUAGCUUAUCUCCAUGAAGGGCUUGAGCCUAAGGUAGUUCAUCGAGAUGUGAAGUCCAGUAACAUAUUGCUUGACCGGCAGUGGAGUCCCAAGGUCUCAGAUUUUGGGCUCGCGAAGCUCUUGGGUUCAGAGAGGAGCUAUGUAACAACUCGUGUUAUGGGCACAUUUGGCUAUGUGGCUCCUGAAUAUGCUAGCACUGGUAUGUUGAAUGAGAGAAGCGAUGUUUAUAGCUUUGGUGUGCUUAUCAUGGAGAUAAUUACAGGGAGGAGCCCAGUUGAUUACAGUCGACCCCCUGGAGAGGUGAAUUUGGUUGAGUGGUUGAAAACUAUGGUAGGAAGUAGGAAUGCUGAGCUAGUAGUGGAUCCAAAAAUGUCUGAAAAGCCCUCUUCUCGAGCUUUAAAACGAGCUCUUUUGGUUGCUCUUCGAUGUGUGGAUCCGGAUGCUCUGAAGAGGCCUAAGAUGGGCCAUGUCAUCCACAUGCUCGAAGUUGAUGAGUUUCCAUUCCGUGAGAAUGGUCGAAGGAAUGGAAGAGAAGUGCCUCGUUCACAUGGCGUUGAUGAUUCUCAUCAUGUGAACCGUGGGGUGAUGGAGACAGAAGUUACAAGAGAAGGGGAAAGCAGCGGGGAAGGCAAUAAGACGAGGUGGACAUGACUUCGAGGAUAUGAUGAAAAGGCUGGAAGGAGAGGAUGGGAGAAGGGGAAUAGCUUUGGUUGCUUGUUGAUGAAUGGGUUUGGAUUGGACAAAGGGGAAACAGCUGGAGAUCAAAGAAAAAAGAGAAAAAAGGGUGGAGUGGGGUCCCCACAAAGGACCCCAAUAAAUUUGAGCUUUUGGCUGCACCUGCACCCAAACUUGGGUGGGCCUGUUGGCCUGCCACUGUGCUUUACACUCACCAUAAAAUUCUCAUGACUGGUACGGAUCAUAUGUAAUAUGUAUCUAUUUUUGUAUAUUGGUUAAAGGGGAGUGAUUUCAUGUCCAAAAGAAAGCUAGAUAUUUGGGGUGAUUGAGAGGGGUCUAUAACCAACCACCCAACUUCCUAUUUUGUCUAUUAAUUCUUUCUUCUUUUGUUCUUUUGUCUAGGUAUUGCAUAUUGCAAGACCCAUUCGAAUUCGAUACAAUGUCACAAUUACCUUUAGCCAUUAAAUGUGAGAUCCAGUAGUUUGUGGUGUAUUACAAAGUUCGAAAAAGUGUUUUUCGACUUUGAAUCUGGUCAUUUUAUUGUA